CUGCGGUUUUGCAUUCCGAGAUAUUCCGACAGAAAUAUUUUCAAUAGUUAAAUAAAAUUUUAGUUUUUGUGGUUUUGUUUUUCUUUUCAAAACCAAAAUAGAAAAUGGAAAACACCGAAACUAGUAUGGACGAACUUCAUAUAGAAGAAAUGAAAGAAUAUGACACAUCGAAUGACAGUUUAAAAGAAGCUCAAGUCCAUUUAUUAGAAGAUGGAGGCCAACAACAAAACACAUCCGGAAACAUUGAAAACCUCCAAGGAUCCCCUUCAAAUCGAAAUUCAACUAAUCAAUUUACUGAAAGCACACCAAAUCCCAAACCAUUGACGAAAGGAGGCACAGUUCACUCCUCGACAGACUCAACAUUUGCAGCGGCUGCCAUAAGCACAGCCGAUGCCUCAUUUGCCGAAUCUCAUAUAUUGCCCAAUGUUACAGAAAUUAUACGACAAGUGCCAACGUCCACACGUCAUUCGUUACUACCCUGGGGAGCACCUUCCCGCAUAUCCAUAAUAAAUACAAUUUCUUUUAAUUCCAACGAAUCACAAACAAGCGGCGAAAUGGCAUUGAGGCCAGGUGAAAUAGUGAUGAGAAAUCUCUUCACAGAUUUCACAGUUCAAGCUGAAAAGAAAAUCGAAUUGGUAAUGCUUGAGAGUGCGGACAAAAAUCUAGCUAAGCUAUUGCAACGUGGCGAAGAUCAGCAAUUCGAUCAGCUACUAUCUGCACUUGGAUCAGUAGCCGAACAUUGCUUGCCCUCGCUCUUGCAUACUAUACUCGCUUGGCACAGACGUCAGCUAUCCGAUGCUGAAAUAAAAAAUGAUCUAAAACGCAUGGAGAAGAGCACAGCUCCAAAGCCGGUCAUCGACAUGGACUUUCAAUUGCAACGUCGUGAAGCUGCAGUUGAGUUUAUAUUUUGUUUAGCUCUAAUUGAGAUACUUAAACAACUCCCAGUACAUCCUGGACACGAGGAUAUUAUAAGAAAUAUUGAAAAUCUAGCAUUUAAACAUUUUAAAUAUAAAGAUGGUCUCCAAAAUAAUCCCAAUGCAAAUAAUAUUCACAUGAUAGCCGAUCUUUAUGCGGAAGUUAUUGGUGCUUUGGCUCAGAGUCGUUUCGCUUCGGUGCGUAAGCGAUUUAUGAGCGAAUUAAAAGAGCUUCGGACUAAGGAACCAAGUCCGCAUACAACACAAAGCGUUAUAAGUCUUUUAAUGGGCAUGAAGUUUUUUCGUGUUAAGAUGGUACCUAUUGAGGAAUUUGAAGCUUCAUUUCAGUUUAUGCAUGAAUGCGGACAAUACUUUUUGGAAGUCAAAGAAAAGGAUAUUAAACAUGCAUUGGCUGGACUUUUUGUCGAAAUUCUAGUCCCUGUUGCUGCGGCUGUCAAAAACGAGGUUAAUGUACCGUGUGUUAAAAACUUUGUAGAGCUCCUGUACAUGCAGACGUUGGAUGCAUCGACAAAAUCAAAACAUCGUUUGGCUCUUUUUCCAUUAGUCACAUGCCUGCUCUGUGUAUCUCAGAAAACAUUCUUCCUUACCAACUGGCAUUACUUUCUAGCCAUGUGCUUAAGUAAUUUAAAAAAUCGAGAUUCAAAAAUGAGUCGUGUUGCUCUAGAAUCUCUAUAUCGUCUCUUAUGGGUCUACAUGAUUCGCAUAAAAUGUGAAUCAAAUUCUGCCACACAUUCACGACUUCAGAGCAUCGUUAACUCACUUUUCCCAAAAGGAUCAAAAGGUGUUAUACCAAGAGACACUCCACUGAAUAUAUUCGUCAAAAUCAUUCAAUUCAUUGCACAAGAACGAUUGGAUUUUGCAAUGCGGGAAAUUGUAUAUGAUUUGCUAUGCGUUGGCCGCUCUAUUAAGCUUAUAUUGACUCCUGAACGAAUGAGCAUUGGUCUAAGAGCAUUUUUGGUUGUUGCGGAUUCCUUGCAACAGAAAGACGGUGAACCUCCCAUGCCUAGAACUGUGGGUGUUCUUCCUUCAGGCAACACUUUGCGCGUCAAGAAAACGUAUAUCAAUAAAAUGCUAACUGACGAUACGGCUCGAAGCAUCGGCAUGUCAACAUAUUUCCCACAUGUCCGACGUGUAUUUGUUGACAUUUUACGAGCCCUAGACGUACACCUUGGUCGACCAUUGAUGAUGACCAACACUCAAAAUCAAAACAAAGAACCCGACGAAAUGCUUACUGGUGAACGAAAACCUCGCAUUGAUUUAUUCCGAACGUGUGUUGCUGCCGUACCACGUCUCAUUCCCGAUACCAUGACCGCUCAAGAGCUUGUCGAUUUACUCUCUCGACUAACUGUUCACAUGGACGAAGAACUUCGAAUGCUCACACAUCAGUCCUUGCAGACUUUGGUAAUUGACUUUCCAGAUUGGCGACAGGACGUAGUACAUGGAUAUACGCAAUUUCUAGUGCGUGAUGUGCUUGACACAUUUCCACAAUUGUUGGAAAACUGCACUAGAAUGUUGUAUGUUUUCUUAAAUAUUUGGCGUUGUGGCAUUGCAAAUGCAAACGCUUCAACAGGAAAUAACAAUAUCAAAACACCUACAAGUGUUGUUGUUGCAUUGAAUCCAACAACAAGUGGAAAAGAAACAACAAAUAGUCAAAUUUCAAGUGCUAGCAAUAUUAAAAGUACCGGAGCAAAUACAACAUCCAGUGGAGCUUCGACAAUAACUUCAAGUGGUGUAUCGAGCAUCACUCAAACAACUGUGAUAAAUUUAGCUGAAAGCACAAAAAAGAACGAAGUUCCACUGAUAACGACAUUGCAUUUUGUUGAAGGAUUUGCGUUAGUAUUGCUAUGUAAUUGUAGGCCAUAUUUAAGAAAACUUGGUGCGAUAAUAUUAAAGGAAGUUAAAAAUCUGAUGAAAGCUUUAGGAAUACCAGAAACUGAACCACCAGUAAUUGAUGUGAUUGAUAAAUGCUUGCCACAGGUCUUGGAGAAAUGCUUGCCACACUUGCCACAAGCUGAGAAGACUGCCAUUCUCAAUGCAAAUGUUAUUGAUUUGCAAUGGAUUGCUGAACGCUCUAGUGGUGCUUGGUUAGCAGGAACUGAUGAAUCGUCAAAAUCAUCAACAUCAACAUUGAACCUCUCACAAACGAGUAAUCCCCACCAACAACAAUUCGAUCCAUGGGCCGUUUGCUUAUUUGGUUUCAUGGAACGACAUCGUAUCUUACAACAAUGUCCAUCUACUGUAGCCCAGGCAUGGCCAAUAUGCUAUUCUCGAGUAACAACUCUUUACAGUGUCAUUGAUCCAACGCCAGUAAGUGAUAACAGAGCAUCACUUUUAAGAAGUUCAGCACCGACUAAAAAGGUUCCAACCGAAGGACAGAAAGAUUUAUAUCUCAGAUUGUGGCGAAAUCAAGUUGCUUUUGCUAUGAGAUUAGUCCCACAAAUACCAAGUGUUGCUGUUCGUUGUGCUUCGCCCGAUCUCAGUCUAAGUUUACAAGAUCAAUCGGACUCUCGAUCGUUGUCUGAUUCUUUGGACAACAUUCCUUCAAAUGUUUUUGGGCCAGAAGGAAUUGUAACAAGGUUUACGUUGCCACUGUCAUACGGGCGCAAAGAAGCCAGACAAAAGAGACUUGGUUCAUCACCUGAUUCCUUGAACGCCGACAGAAGUGACAAAUCAGCAAUUGGAUCUGCAUCACCUCAAGCUCUGUAUAAACUCGUCGUACCUCUUCUUAGGUGUGAGGUAACUGAAGUCAGAGAUGCAGCUGUAAAUGCUCUUGGAAUGAUAAAUCACGAUGCUCUAAAGGAUUUGAUGGAAGAGCUGGUUGUUUUUAUACGCGAGGCAGUCGAUAGAAAACAAGAAAACAUGAGAAGACGUCGUCGCCGUGACGCAUUACGUUUGCAAUUAGUACGUGUUCUGGAAAAGAUUGCAGAAAAUGGUACCUUUGGUGUUAGUACUUGUGUUCUUGAAAGAGAUACCAUGUCCUUACAUCCAACAUUUGUUGAAUACAUAGAAGGUGCUCGGCUCUAUUUGGAAUCGGAAACUGACAAGGAUAACACCAGCAUCCGUGAAGUAAAAGCACACUUCUGUAACUUUAUUCGAAAGAUGAUAAAGAACUUCUCGCUUGAAGCUUGUGGGACUCUUUUAUCUCGAGAUCUCAAAAGGAAUUUAUUCAAUUUAUUUGCAACAUGGUCUGGUACCUUUGCCAAGGCACUUGGAAUAUCUUCUCAAAUUGGAUCAACAGUUGACGAGGAAAAACUUCAGUUUAGUGCUCUACAGGCGAUGUCGGCACUUCUUUCCUGUGGUCCAAUCUUUCAUACCACUUACUUAGGUGACGAUGGGAUUAUUUAUAAAUGGUUGGAUUGUUUACUGGUAUCAAGAGAUGAAAAGGUAUAUCAACUGGCUCGUGAUACUGUGGUUUUGCUUCUAGAAACAAAUCCUGAUAUGGGACAAUUGCUUGAAUGGGUUAUUGAUCGUUGUUACACCUCGACACCGAGAGAAGCUGAUGCUUGCUUUUUAUCAUUGGCUGCAAUUUUUAGUGCAAGGGAAUAUCCAUGUGACCAUUAUACAUCCGUUAUUAAUGUAACUCUCCUCAUGACUGGAUGCCCGCGCGUAGAAAUACAUUCAACUGCUUUACAGCUUCUUCAAAUAUUAGAUAAACGCUUUUUUGGAAAUGUUGGACCGUUGCACACGGAAAAUGAAAAAGAAGAUGAGAAAGCUGGUACUCUAGAUAUUUUACUUAGCAAUGCAUAUUGUCGCUCGCAACGUUUCCUCUCCAAACAAAUGGCCCAGCUGCGUCCAGAACUGACCAUGUCAAUGUUUUCUGAAAUAACUCAUCGUUUCCAAACGGCAAGGGAAGAAGUAAGAGCUUUGCUCUUGCAAUGCCUGUUACCUUGGCUUCAAAAUAUGGAAUUAGUUGCAACAACAGUCCCUCCUGCAACGCCUUUAUCAUACAUCAUGUAUUUUCCAGAUUCUGGAACACGUGGCCGACGAGAAGGUACUGGCUCUACGGAGGCUACAGAAAUGAUAUUGAAUAAUCUUUUUUACAUUACUGCAAAGUUUUCUGACUUGCAUCCACGAGACAUAGAAGAACUAUGGGGUACAUUAUGUCAGUUUUGGCCCAAUAAUUUGAAAGUGAUCCUUCGAUAUUUGGUCAUUAUGUCGGGAAUGGCACCUACUGAACUACUUCCUUAUGCAAAACGAGUAGCACUAUAUCUUGCCAGGACGUGUGCCGAUCGAUUGUUAGAUGAAUUAAUGGCUGAACUCCAAACUGUAGAAACCCUUAAUUGUCUGAUUGAGCGAACGGAAACACCACCAUUUUAUCGACUAACGAGCAUGAGAAAAGCCUCAAGUCAUUCAGAUGGACAAGCUGCAGGAAUUAAUGAUUCACGAAUUCAAGAUCUGACUGUGGAAAAAGGAACUAUUCACACCAAACGACACAGUGGAGAAGAUCCUAUUAAGACAGGAACUUGCAAAUCAGACAGCGGAAUUCGUGUCUUCACUCAGUCCAGCCGCCCACCAAGGGGAGCAGAUAAAAUUCGCGCAGCAUCUGGUCCUUCCAUAAUGCCACGCCCGGAAGAUAUUCUAAUCAACGAUCCAGAGUUGAGACAAGAGGAAAAUGUUGAACUACGUUCGGAAGUACCUGCAGCACCGCAUCCUCUUCCCAUGCCUGAGUAUGGUGGUUACUUUGCACCACUUACCCAAUUCCUGCCAGACGUCAGUUUGCCAAUAAGUGGUUUUCAUCGAUGUAACGUUGCUGUUAUGCUGCUGGCGGACAUUGUGGUUGAUGGAAUCCCAGGCGUGGAUUGGACUCUUCAUUUGCCUCUGAUGUUGCAUAUUUUAUUUUUAGGACUCGACCAUAAUCGUGUUAUUGUACGCGAACAUUGCAAACAAUUGUGCAUUAACUUAUUGAUUGUAUUAGCAGAGCAUAAUGACCACUUGACAGUAGCUAGAAUAUUGUUAAAUAGUGAAACUUCAAAGCUGGAACUUGGAUUAUCUGGACCGUCAUUGCCUGUAAUAAGCAAUAAUUUUACAGAAACAAAUCAAGAGUUCGAUAGCUAUCUAUUUGGUCCUUGUAAUAUUCCAAAUGCAACAGUUCAUCAGAGUUCAAACAAUUCGACACAACCUCUACAAAUAAACCCCAACACUUCUGAGAACUCGGAAGUUCCCCUUAUCAUCACCGAUGAAAAUGCACCACCUCAACCAGGGCCGACAAUGCCCAUUGCACAUGUAAUAAAAAGUUUACUUAAGUUUUUAUCUCAAGAAAGUUGUCAGCCGUUGUGGAACUAUGAAGAUAUAAAUGCAAAAGUUUGGUCCAUUAAGUCAGCUGAGCAAUUGACAUCGUUCUUGAGGCAUAUGGUCAAAGUAUUUGCAGAUAGCUAUCCACAAGCGCGAAUAGCUGAGCGGUGGGCACAAACUGCCUUGCAACUUGGAUUAAGCUGUUCAUCCCGACACUAUGCAGGAAGAUGUUUGCAAAUUUUCCGCGCUCUUAAUGUUCCAAUUAACUCUCGUAUGCUUUCGGAUAUACUUUCGCGUUUGGUGGAAACUGUAGCCGAACAGGGAGAAGACAUGCAGGGCUAUGUAACGGAGCUGUUGCUCACCCUUGAAGCUGCAGUUGAUAGUCUCGACUCAGAUUUCAGGCCUUUGGAUGUCAUGAAAGAUAUAUUUAAGAGCACACCAAAUCUUAACAACAAAGAUGGUGGUCCGAAUUCGGUUCUUGCUGGAAAAAAGUCGCCAUCUGGAGCUACACCUCAAUCACCGAACUUCUCGAUGCCAAGUCACGCACGCAGCACAAGCUACUCUGUGUCUUAUUGUACUCGCAAGACAACCAACUCUCCAUGUGACAAACAAGUUGAACUUCGAAACCGAGGAGCAUCGGGUAUUGACAUCGAGCGAAAUGUUUCAAAAUUCGGCUCUGCCCUUUCCCGUUCACGAAGUGCACAAAGUUUGAAAAUGCUUGGAGACACUGCAACUCAGGAUGACAAGAUGACUAUACUAGCACAACUCUUCUGGUUGUCGGUUUCGUUGCUAGAGAGCGACUAUGAACAUGAAUUCCUUUUGGCCUUGCGACUUUUGACUCGUGUCUUGCAUCGGCUUCCCCUCGACAGACCAGAUGCCAGAGAUAAAGUUGAAAAGCUUCAACAGCAAUUAAAAUGGACAGGUUAUCCCGGAGUUCAUGCCCUUUUACUUAAAGGUUGCACACACACAACAACCUACGAACCCACCAUUACCCUGUUGGCCCAACUUCCGCCACUCUUAAAUCUGCCAGUUUGUGAUCCCACCCAGAGUUGUGCUUUUCCCAUGAACGUUAUCUCUCUAUUACCCUAUAUGCUACUUCAUUACGAGGAUGCUAACGAAAUUUGUAUUCGAAGUGCAGAAAAUAUUGCUCAAGUUUCGUCGGAGCUUGGAGCCAAACUAGAGAAUCUAGGAACAGUCAUGACUUUGUAUAGUAGAAAAACAUUUUGUAAAGAGUCAUUCCAAUGGACGAAGUGUGUUGUAAAGUAUCUAUAUGAUACUUAUGCACAUAUGGGAUUGCAUAUGUUGGCUUUUCUCAUUGAAGUUCUCGAAAAAGGUCCUCAGCAAAUUCAAGUGCCAGUGCUAAAUGUAAUACAUUGUAUGUUACAUCAUGUGGAUCUUUCUGCUCCCCAGGCGCAAACAAUAAAUGCUGAUUUAUUAAGAGCAAUUGGUAAAUAUCUUGAUACGGCCAAUUGGAAAGAAUCAUUAAAAAUACUAAAACUCAUCGUGACACGGAGUUCAAGUUUACAAGUUGUUCCACCUACAGAAGGUGCAAGUCCUGGAUUAUCAUUUAGUUUCUAUGGAGCUUAUCCGGACUCGGAAAUGUUUUGCAAAAAAGAACUCGCUGGCCGAACAAUGGAAUUUACAUUCGAUGUAUCACAAACUCCGCUCAUCGGAAGGAGAAUCCUCUUAAAGUCAGACGAGCCAUCAAUAUCAUCACAUGCUACGUCUUCAAGUCUUAUUAAUAAUACAUCAUCGGUUAUGUCAGCACAACAGCAACAGCAGCAACAACAACAACAAAAUAAAAAUGGACAAGGCAACUAUUCACAUUUGCCUCAUGUUGGUACACCGAAUUCCCCAAGGCGAAGUGCAAGUUUGUCACCUGCAGACUCAGCACCAUUAAGUGGAUGGAAGCGACCAUGGAUGUCACAGGGUCGAGUUCGUGAGUGCUUGGUUAAUCUGCUCACGACAUGUGGCCAAAGAGUUGGUCUUCCCAAGAGUCCUUCGACAUCUAUCAUGACCUUUUUUAUGGGAUCAAUGAAAUCUAAACAAAGUGUUAUAUUUAGUCAGUCAUCAGAUCUGAUGGAACGACAAUCGUCGGCGGCAUCGAGCACAGAAGAAACGUCAGGUCCACAGGGUGAUUUGAGUAGUGGUUCACGCCGAGACGAUGGCCAACCCGACUUCACUGUAUUCAAAGACUUUGAUUUCCUUGAGUAUGAGGAUAGCAUAGCUGGCGAAUCGACGGAUAAUUUCAAUUGGGGUGUUCGUCGGCAUCAGCUCUUCGAUGGAGACAGUGAUACAGUGGCCGGAGGGGGAUCCAAGGGUAUUUCUAAUUUGGACGAGAGUUACAGUGACAAGACUCCCAUUUUGAACAAACGCAAACGCCAAACAGCCGAUGAUUCUUCGGAUGAGGAGGUCGAAUCGGAAUCUCCAAUGGACGAAGAUCAUCGUCAGCCGUUCUUGAAGUCCCCAUUCCAUGUAGGCCCACCGACAUCGCUGAGCCUACGCGAGCGGCACCGCAGAAACUCAGUUUCACGCAGUGACACUAGUGGUUCGAGUGCCGGUGAUUUGGGAGACAUAACACCAUGCAAUGCAUCUCCCCAUCUGCCAGGUCUGAUUCGAUUUGGUGCCCCAAUGCGCGAUGAAGCCGAAGAAAAUUGGCGUAAACAACUGCAGACAAUGUUGACAAACCAACCAUCGGCCCACGCACCCGAUUUGUUGUUGCAGUUACACAAAAUGAUCAAAGAACUUACCCUUAAAUCGAUCAGCAUCACAAGGGAUUCGAAGAAAUACUUCUCUGGGAUGGGGGCACAAUUGGGUAAUCAAAUAUCUCAAUUUACUGACCUUUUGAGCUCGAAAGCUGACCCGCCUAUGAUUUGGUGCAAUCAGUCGCAACCGACUACUCCCCGAUUGUAUGAGACACUCCGGUUUAAUGUUCUCGAGAUCCAAGAGCAUUUAGAGACUUUCUUCGAUCGUAAAGAUCAAGUUCUAGAGUGCCUGGACUCGGUAAAAACUUCUUGCAAACUUGCGUUAUUUACCGAAGUUACAGAACAUCCUUCGGGGGCAGAGGCUCCCAGUACCACCAGUUUUAUGCCGUUCGAUCCGGCUACAGCGGAAAUAGUUUUGGACUUAGGUCGAGCCCUGUACAAGUUAAUGUUCCAGCUGCUGUUAUUGAUUGAGUCGAAUCAUAAAAUCGCCUCCAAUGUAGUCAACAAUUUCCGCCACAACGAAAAGAUGCUGGACAUUUCAGAGCUAUUUGUUCUAGUACGUGAAGCGCUGGUGCGCUCUAUAAAUGAAUCCGAGCAAGACUCCUUAGAUACAUCGACAUCGACCGAGGGUGAUCACACACCCACUCCCUCGCCGGGAUUACCAAUGACGAGUGCUGAAUUUGAAACAACUUUACACGAAUUGAUGGACAACCAAAAAUGGACAGACGCAGUGGCACACGUCCGUCAAUAUAAACGAAUGUCCCACAUGUCUGUAUCGAAUUCCAAUCUGUCGAUAUUCCCCUAUUCGAAUCUAGAGAAUCGACUCAAAUAUGAUGAUGUAAUUUUCAUACUCAACAUCUAUUCGCAAAAACUUUUGAAGGAUCGAACAGAUACUUUCAUAGUUUCAAAAAGCAGCUCAGAACUUUUUGAAGUCUACGCAAUUUUAUCAGAGAGCCUAUAUCAGGUAUCUAGUGCAUUGACCUCAAUGGAAAUUAAUAUGAAAAGUUUUUCUGGAAUCUCGACAACAUCAAAUCGUGAAGGUGGUGACAUAGUCACAAAUCUUUAAGAAACAAAAAAUAAAAUAUAAAAACGAAGAUAAAACAAGGACAACUCGCUCCAUAUUCAAACGUAUUAAAAUAGUAAGAUAAAUACAUUCAAAUCAUGCACAAUUAAUCUAAGUUUGUUGUUUUUAAAUUAUAAUUAAUUAAAAAAAAUUUAGUCUGUAAGAGUUCAAUAUUCAUGUUUUUUUUUAGCAUUUAGACAAUUUAGAUACCGAAUAUUCAAUAAAGAACAAAUAUUAAUGACAAACUAUAAA
This is a messenger RNA of Eupeodes corollae, 10187 nucleotides long. RefSeq names its product protein furry (gene fry). The transcript has 37 exons. The record is from RefSeq and is a predicted model, not a curated record. The coding region runs from base 105 to 9938 and encodes 3277 amino acids. Gene Ontology annotation, biological process: cell morphogenesis; neuron projection development. Lineage: Eukaryota; Metazoa; Arthropoda; Insecta; Diptera; Syrphidae. Gene Ontology annotation, cellular component: site of polarized growth; cell cortex.